AUGGGUGUUGCUGACCUAAUUAAAAAGUUCGAGCAAUUUUCGAACAAGGAUUCGGAAGAAGAUUCUCGAUCUCCUACUCCUAAUCGUUCAACUAAUAUAGAUCUUACAAAUGAGAGCAGGGAAACUGCCGUCGAAGAAGCAGUUGUCGACGAACCUGUGGUGGAAGAAGCAGUUGCUGAAGAAGCAGUAGUGGAAGAAGCAGUAGUGGAAGAACCAGCUGUCGAAGAAGCAGUAGUGGAAGAACCAGCUGUUGAAGAAUCAGCUGUUGAAGAAUCAGCUGUUGAAGAAGCAGUAGUGGAAGAAGCAGUAGUGGAAGAAGCAGUUGCUGAAGAAGCAGUAGUGGAAGAACCAGCUGUUGAAGAAUCAGCUGUUGAAGAAGCAGUAAUGGAAGAGCCAAAUGUCGAAGAAGAUAAGAACAAUGAAGGUGACGGUGUUGAUGAAGAAGAAGGUGAUGAAGAAGAAGCCAACGGAAAUAAUAAUGAAAAUAGUGCAGCCAAGAAGAAGAAGAAUAAGAAGAAGAAGAAUAAGAAGAAGAAGAAGGGUGGUAACUAA
This is a messenger RNA of Tetrapisispora phaffii CBS 4417, 552 nucleotides long. RefSeq lists its product as uncharacterized. The record is from RefSeq and is a predicted model, not a curated record. NCBI's taxonomy places the organism in Eukaryota, Fungi, Ascomycota, Saccharomycetes, Saccharomycetales, Saccharomycetaceae. The transcript has a single exon. Bases 1 to 552 code for a protein of 183 amino acids.